AUGCCUGCCUCCGCUGCCGUUCCAGAGCCAAGAUCUGUCAAAGAGGUAACCGCCAAGAAAAGCUCGAUAAAAAUUCCCCCUAAGCCAGAUGAAGAAGCCUAUAGAAAAGCAAUUGAAGAAGUGAAUACAACGAUUGAUAAAUUACAACAAGACUUUAAUGACGUAGUUGAAAAAAUCAACAAUACACCUGAUAAUGCGCCUGCAUCUCAAAGACGUGAAGAACUUCGAGCUCAACUUGAUAGACUUCGUGGAAAACAAGCCGAAAUAAAAAAAAAACGUUAUCAAAAAGUUGAGCAACUUAAAAAUAUGAAUGAUUCUUUGCAAAAAAAGAAAAGGGAUCUUAAGGCUAUAAAGGAUAAGCUUCAAUUUCGAACUGUCAAGGAUAUUGAUAAUCAGAUUAUAAAAUUAGAAAAGCAAGUCGAAUCAGGUACUUUAAAAAUUGUUGAUGAAAAGAGGAUUAUUUCUGAUAUAUCCGGCCUUAAAAGGUCGAAGAAAAUUGUCGAAACUUUUGAAGCCCAACAAGCUGCUAUUGAGGCUGAACAAAAAGUGAUUGACGAUAUGAGAAAAGAUCUUGAAGACAAUGAAUUAAAAGAAAUAAACUCACAGUACGAUACAAUAAAAGCAGAACUUGAAACAAUUAGUAAAGAUCAAGCUAUGGAUAGAGAAAAGAGGAAUGAAUUAUUUGAUGAGAAAAAAAAAAUACGUGAACAGAUCAACGCCCAAAUUGCCAAUAGAAGAACCAUUCAAGAUGAAUAUAACAAGGCCAAACAGGAAUAUUGGCAAAAGGUGGAUGAAGAUCAAGCAUCCAUUCCAGCUUAUGAAGAAGAUAUCCAAAUUUGUGAAAGUCUUAUUAAUUACUUUCAUAUUCAUCAUGGAGUCGGUAAAGCUGAAGAAGUAGUUUCUAAUCCAAUUGUUAAUGAUAAUAGUCAGCCUGAUACUACUUCUAAUAUACGUCAGCCUGAUACUACUUCUAAUGUUCCAGAAGGAUGUGUUUCUUUAACGAAAAAAUAUGAGGAUGAAGAUGAUCUUUUUGGGGGUAAAUUAUCCAAGAAGGUUAAAUCUCAAAAGAAAAAGAAGCCUAACAAGGCCAGUGGGUUUCAACUCCCUUUCAGUAUUAUGGAUCAGUUGAUUUUAGUUAAAGUUACAAUUCCUCUUAGUCCUUCUGAUGUCGAAAAAGUUGUUAAUGAACUUACAGAAAAGAAAGACUAUUUCGUCAAAAACCAAGACCGCAUAACCAAAGAAAACAUUGCUAAAGCUGAGGAAGAGAUUGCCGCUUUGGAAGGCAAGGGACAUAAUAAAAAAGUUGAUGAUGAAAAGCUUGAAAAGGUAAACGAAAAAAAUUCAGCGGAAGUUGUUGAAGAAAAUUCCGAAUUAAAUAAUGAGGUAAAAGAAGAAUGUGCAAUUGAAGGAACAGCCAUUGGGCAAACUAAUGAAGAAUCUUAA
Messenger RNA from Cetraspora pellucida, 1443 nucleotides. The record is from the annotation of a GenBank genome assembly. Lineage: Eukaryota; Fungi; Glomeromycota; Glomeromycetes; Diversisporales; Gigasporaceae.